CACACACACACACAGAGGUAUGCACGUGUUGUGGCUGGGGAUUUUGAAAGCAGCUCAGGCGGAAGUGUCUGCUGUCAGAAUGGGUUUCAGAUCAGCUGCAUUUUCUCACUCAAGACUCUUCUUCUCUCCAGCUUGUGAAAUGUUCCUGUGUAGGAACCUCGAACUCGAUCUUCUCCUUCUUCUCCUGGUGGUUGUCUCAGCCUCUCUGCCACCCCCAUGUGAUGUUCAAAUGAUUGCAGUGAACCUGGACUACAUACUGCGCUGGGACUGGAAUUACACACAUCUCAAAAUCCCGGUCACCUUCACCGUUGAGUAUGUCUUCUCAGAUGCUGAAGAAGAUGAGAGAUUAUAUAAGCAGGCGUGUGAAGGUACCACAGAGAGGUGGUGUGAUUUCACACACUGCAGGCUGCCUUUCUCAGCAUCGUUUUUGGUUCGAGUAAGAGCCGAGGCCGGGCUGCAGCACUCCAACUGGACGGUUUUAAAUUUCACACCUGAUAUCGAUGGCAAGCUAGCGCCACCUGGCCCGGUGAAAGCGACGGCGGACAAGGACAUGUUGAUGCUUAUGAUACCCCAAUCGGUCAUGAGCGAUGUCAUGAAGGACCUGCAAUACAGGGUGCAGUACUGGGAGAAGUUUAACCCCAAUCAGAAAGGCACAGAGGUUUACGGCAGUCCACACGCCCCACUGAGGGCACUGAAAUCCGGGACCGAAUACUGCGUCCAAGUCAGCAUCUUCAGCUUGGAAUAUAACAAGAGCAGCAACUACACAUCUCCACUUUGCAUCUACACGAAAGAUCGCUCUUUGGCGUGGGUGGCGAUUCCCGCCGUGCUGUGCGGCGUUGUUCUUUCGGUAGUGUUAUUAUACAUAGGUCACAAAUUCAGACGCAAAUCUGAAGAAUACCCAACUCCUGAGAUCUUCCUAGAAUUUUCGUCUGCUCCUUUGCUCCUUGAAGCCCAGGAAGAGUGUUUCACUAUAGCACAAGUGAUCAUGCCAGCUAUACAGCCGGCGCACACACCACCGGAGGAAGAACAAGAGGAGGAAAAUGUACCAGAUCUCCAGGCUCCAGAUUUCAUGUGCCAUUGCAAGAAUAAUUCUGUGCAGGACUCUGGCUUCAGCUCUGGACUAGAGAGCUGAUCAGUUGUAAGGAAAACUAGUGGAAAAUGUGGAUUUGAAGAGUUAAAAAAAAAAGAACGGAAGCCCUCUGACAGGUUGAUGCACAAGGCCUCAUACCUGGCAGUUUUUGCUACACCAGAGAUCAGAAAUAAAAUUCUCAGAACGCCUUGUUCAACCUCGACAUCACGUGGAGAAAAAACUGUAAUGGAGGUCUGGGAAGAGUGCAGCAGAUUCUCUGAUGAUUCUCAAGGGAGACCUUGUGUGUUCAGAGAAUAUGACAACCAGUGCUGUGAUAUACCACGAACUCUUAAAGUAGUUAUUAUAAUAGCACGUUAUUAUAAUUGCAUAUUAUGAGAUGGUAUCAAAAAGUUUCGGGACUGGCUGUGUUUACAAGAAAGUACUUUAUUUAUCUACAUUUCAACAAUAUCACCUCAACAGUCUCCUUGCACAGCAGCAUGGCGCUCCCAGUGUUGAUCUGGAAGGUCCUGAAGUCCUAUUCGCGCCAGAUCACCGCGAUGGUUUUAAAAACGGCAACCUUCUGUCACCCGAAAACAGGAAGUGGAAACUACAGAAUCUUCAAUUCUUAACAACUUUGGACAACAACACUGGGAAAUUAUCUUUUUUUAUGUUAAGCUGUUCGUAGCCUGAGAUUCCUGUUCUUGGCUUGCAGAAGUGUCCUGAGGAAUCCUGACGUCGUAGUCCUUUCACCUCAAAAAUUUAUCCGUGUUGGAUUUCCGGUACGGCUCGAGUAACCACAGGAGAUAAAGGGUUGCCAAAAUACUUGAAAUACCAUCCCCUUAAACCCUUAAACCACUAACAAUGCUGUGAUGCUACAGAGACCACAUUUUAUCUUUGAUGUGAUUGGUUAUUAACUGGAUCUCCCAUAAUUAUGUAAUAAUGAUGUCAUUGUGCAUUGUAAGACCUACGUCUAUGGGAAUCACAUGACAAAAGAACAAACGACUCGGACCAGAGGACUCGUUAGCUGAACCGCUCCAUUCUGUUUCUUGUACUGUACGUAACCUACAGAGAUUUUGCGAUGCAUCGCUCACACGCAUCAUAUAAUAAUAAUAGUAUUAUUGCAGUGUUGCUUACAGGUUACAAUUUUGCACUGAGUAAUAUAUUUAGAAACGAUGACUGAAUGCACUGUUUCAAAAAUAAAACCAGUCUUUUGAAAAGGU
Molecule: messenger RNA, 2289 nt
Organism: Silurus meridionalis
Lineage: Eukaryota; Metazoa; Chordata; Actinopteri; Siluriformes; Siluridae
Product: interferon alpha/beta receptor 1a-like
Exons: 7
Coding region: 20-1132 (370 amino acids)
Molecular function (GO): protein binding
Source: RefSeq, a predicted model, not a curated record